Molecule: messenger RNA, 4278 nt
Organism: Trypanosoma rangeli
Lineage: Eukaryota; Euglenozoa; Kinetoplastea; Trypanosomatida; Trypanosomatidae
Exons: 1
Coding region: 1-4278 (1425 amino acids)
Source: RefSeq, a predicted model, not a curated record
AUGGAGGGCCGGCUGGCGGAGCUUGGCGCCGAGAGGGACGCCCUGGCGGAGCGUGUGCGUGACUUGGGCAAGCAGCUGGACGGCGCGAACGCCCUUUUGUACGAUGCUGCGCGCGCGUGCGACGCACUGGGCGGGGCGGUUGGACUCUCGGCGCCCGAGGGUGACGGUGAAGUUGACGGCGCGCACGUCGCUGACCGCCUCCAGCGUGUGUCUAGAGUCGUGCAGGAGCAGGCAGAGGAGAAGGAACGUUGGUAUUUGAAAUAUCGUGAAGUGGCGUCUCGUCGUGAGAUUGAGGUUGGUUUUGCUUGUGCUGCUGGGUCGAAAUCUGUGGAGGAAUUGUUUAAUUUGUCUAGUCUGCUGGAUGCGAAUCGCGCGGAGUCGGAGGUAUUGAGGCGUUGUUUGUGUGACUUCUGGGUUGUGUUGAAUCAAGUUGCAGAGGAUAUUUGCCAUACUGUUAGGAAUUUGUUUGUGGUUUCUCGUGGUGAUGCGUGUGUGUGUAAUGUGGUUGACGUACCAUUAUCCAACUCAGGUAUUGUGGAUCUUGUCGGUUUUAGCGCGGGCCUGGCGCAGCUGCGGCGGUUUGCAGCUGCGUGGCGUACGAUUUCGCAGAGUGAGCGGGAAUCAUGUGGUCGUUACGAGAGGGUGUGCGAGUCGUUGCAGGACGUUUUUGUUGCGCUGGGUGUGGAGUCCCCUGACGUGUCAGUGGAGGCGUUGCGUGGAGCGCGGGAGGAGGCGUUGCGGGGCGUACUGACGUGGGUGAGCGACGCGGUGGUGGAGGCGCAGCCCCCGCUGUCGCGGUACGCGGAGGCCACGGCGGAUGUCCUUGGUGCCGUGGAGGCGGUAGUGCAGGGGUGCGUGGAGAGUGCUGUGGCGCGCAGUUUGGAGUUGCACCGCUUCCACGAUGCCGUGGUAGUGUCGGUGGUGGGCGAGGACGCGCAGGCGGCCGUGCGUGCUGGUGCGGACGAUGUCGCGGCGGGGGCGGAGGCGGACGAUGACCCUGUCCUCGGGAAGAUACAUCAGCUGCAGUUGUGCGUGAAAGACAUGCGGGAGUCGCUCGUGACGUCUAUCACCGGUGAUGUCGCUGGAGGCGGCGGUACCGGCACGCAGCGGCCCCCAGAUGAGCUGCCGCUUGAAAAGCGUGUGAAGGAACUGCAGGAUGAGUGUGAGAAGGCUGCGGCGGCGUUUGCGGAGCUCAGGUCUAUCUUGUGUAGCGAUACGGAGGAGAAGGCGGCCCGGGACGGCAACAGCGGUAGUGACACGGACGACCCCAACUCCAGCUCGCCCGUUUGCGGCUACGACGACCUUGUGGCGCUUGCAAGACGCUGUGUGAUGCGGGUUAGCGCUGAACGUGAGAAGAACAAGCAGCUUUGCGAGGAACUGUGUCAUGUGCUCACCACGGCGGAGGCCGUGGCAGACUCUUCCGCGAACUGUUUGCCACCGGGAGAUCAGCUGCAGCGUGCUGCUAGUGCGGACUCUGCCACUGAAUACGCUGGCACGGGCGCUGCUGUUCUCGCAUGCCAGAAGACGAGGCUGUUGAUGCCUAUAAAGGAGUUUGUGGACGCGAACGAUUCGGAUCAAACUCCCACGUGGUCUGGGCAGCGAGAGUCCCUUGAGAUUGUGCACCAGGUAAAGAACCACAUAGACUCGCGGGCAGCGGAGGUGCGGGAGUUGCGCACGGCCGUGACGACAAGUGUUGAAACGCUUGGAGGCGAAGCGUUAUCCGACAGCGCCGAUUCGCGCGUCAUCGCCAACAUGCUGCUGGACCUUGUGCGUGAGACAAGCUCCUCCAUCAGUGAGGUGCAUGCCAUCAUUGAUCCCGACGCUGCCGCCGUGCGGAGUGGUCCGCUGCGGCUGCGCGACCUCGUUGGUCGCCUUGAGGAGAAGGUGGAGGAGUGGGAGAAGGGCAUGCGGGAGGCGCGGCUGCUUGUGGACUCUGUCAUGCACAUGAACGACCCGAACUUUACCCUCGUCGCCUUGCCAGGGCGCACACUCACGCGCAAGGCGAAGCCACAGCCGGUUAUGAGCGGGAAGAUGGACGACUCCCUUUCACUCAGACGCAUGUUCCCUUCGUUGGCUGCGAACACGCUGGUGGGGCAGCCCGUGUCGGAGGGGGCCACCUCGGACGCGUCAUCCAGGCGAGCGAGCAGCGCGGUCGCCGCCUCCACAAGCAACACGGGCAACUUUGAGUUAAAUGUGAAGUUAAUCCACGACGCCGUUUUGGAAGUGCGCACUAAACUCUUUGGGAUCCGGCAGUUGACGAACGCCUGCGCCACCGCUGUCUGCCUGAUGGGCAGCGAGGAGUUGGAGUGUCAGGCACUCGACACGCUGCCGGUGCGGCUCCUGCAAAAGGCGCAGGAGGUCAGUGAAGUGAUCCAGCUGACAAAAGACGCCGUCACCGCGCUGGAUGGCGGCUACGAUAAUCCGCUAGCGGUCCCAUCGACGCUACUCGCGCGCGUGGAGCGUCUCAUUAAAGACGGGGAGGCUCUCCGCAACGAGAAUGGAACGCUGCGGCUGGAGGGAGACGCCCUGCAGAUGCAAAAGGCGUUUCUGCUGCGCGACUUUGAGGAGGUGCGGGAGAAGCACGCAUGGGAGGAGCAGCGUCUCAGCGAGGCGCACGCAAAACUCUUGGCAGAGUGCGACGAACUCCGCGGGACGAUCGACAACUGCAUGCGGGAUAUCCGGCAGCGGGACGACGCACUUGCGCAGCAACGGCAGCGGAGCGCAGGGCUUCAGGAGGAGUGCGACAGGCUACACGCCGAGUGUGAGCUGCUGCAGCGGCAGCUUGUGACGGUGCGUGCCACGCGGGACGAUCUGCAGGCGUCGGAGUUGGGCCUGCGGGAUGCAGCUGUGAUGGUGCGGCGGGCGUCCGCGUUUGUGUAUGAACGGCUCCACAAGGCCAUUGACAAGCCAACAAGGGAGCCUUCCUCUCAUACAGCAACACCAGCAGCAGCGGCACUUGCGGUAAUCCCCAUUGAGGCGUCUGCGCAAGAAGAGACUCAAGAGCACACCGUGCAGGUAUCGGUGGACCGGGACACGUCUGCUUCUGCGGCGCAAUUAUUGGCGGAGAGCGGCCGUGACCUGCGCCUUUGCGGGCAGGCUCUCCAGCAGCUUGGGCUGCGCGUACGCACCCAGACGCAGCUACGCAAUUGGGUGCUGCAGAUGUGUGAGCAGACGAAGGGUGUGGUGGUUGGUUGGGAGGCGGCCGAGCACGCACUCCUGCUUGAGGCGUUCCAUGAUGGAGUCUUGUGGCUGAACGAAAACGUGCGGACGGCGAAGGAGCGAGAUGGCACGCUUCACUCCCUGCAGAAGCGUCUUAAAGAGGAAUUGAGCAGACGCGAGGAGGAGCGCGCAGUGUGGCAGCGACGACUCCGCGAUUUGGAAGACUCGUACGCUGAACGUGGCGUCACGUUGCAGCGCUGCACGGAUUCUCUGCGGGACGGCAACGCGCAGCGGGAACUUCUGCGCGCCGAGGCAGAAAACUGGCGCCGCCACGCUGAAGCCGCAGCGGACAGGCUCGCCGCCGCGCACGCCGAAGCCUGCAAACUGCGACAGCAGCUGGAGGAGCUCCGCAGUCGUUCCGAGGAGCAAGUGGAGCGGAGCGCGGCGGCCCCAAUAGGCGGCAGCGUGGGGACUGAGUCGUGCGGCACUCAACUGGACUGGGUGCCGGUCGUUCUCGAGCUUGUGGCGGCCGUUGGCGGCGACAGGGUGGCUGAAGAGGUGCGGCUGGGGGAGCGGCUGACCGGCGCCGUGAAGUGUGCGCGGCGGCUCAGCAAGGACCGCUCACGGUGCCGGGCGCUGCUGCAGGAGGAGUUGUUGAUGAUGGGAGACGACUCCGCUGUGUCACCGCUUUCCCAGGAGCGGCAGGAUGGGGGCGAGGAGCAGCGGAUGCCGCUUGCGAAACUCAUGGCGCGGCACAAAAGCAAGCUUGAGGAGCUCUCCGCCGAGCGUGUCGCGCUGCGUGAGGCGUGGCAGGCAGCGCAGCACGACGCGUCGCAGCUCCAUCGCGCGUUGCGCGAGCGUGAGGAGAAGCACGCGCGCGACACGGAGGAGAUGGGACGCUGCAUCAGCGAUCUCCGCGCCCUGGUGCAGCGUAAGCUCGAGGCGGACGCGAGGGCGGAGGAGCAGAUGGAGAAUAUCCAGUUUGUGAUGGAUCAGCAUCUCGCUGAGAUGUGCAAGCACGCCGCGCAGGAGGCAGCGGUGACCCGCCACCUGGGCGAGCUGCGCCGGCUGCUUCGAUCGAAAACAAACAUCCAAAAGGGUGCCCGAAUGUGUUUUUAG